Messenger RNA from Crotalus tigris (Tiger rattlesnake), 4066 nucleotides. It is a transcript of the gene SLC7A3, whose product is annotated as solute carrier family 7 member 3. Gene Ontology annotation, biological process: transmembrane transport; amino acid transport. The transcript is spliced from 12 exons. Lineage: Eukaryota; Metazoa; Chordata; Lepidosauria; Squamata; Viperidae. Gene Ontology annotation, molecular function: amino acid transmembrane transporter activity. The coding region runs from base 140 to 2017 and encodes 625 amino acids. The record is from RefSeq and is a predicted model, not a curated record. Gene Ontology annotation, cellular component: plasma membrane.
CGCUCGGCCCGCCCCUUGCCCGCGCUAGAUAGCCCGCGCCCCGCCGGCCGCCUCCUCCCUUCCUCGCCGGCUGCCGAGGAGCUGCGUGGCCGCGGCUGGUCCUUUUGGGAGACGGGACGUGGCACCACCAUUUGCCAGGAUGCUGAAGAGAACCUUGGCCAACUUUGGCAAGAAGCUGAUCCGGCAGCGGACUGUGGACCUUGGCUCGCAGGACACUCAACUGGCCCGCUGCCUCUCCACCGUGGACCUGAUUGCUCUAGGCGUAGGCAGCACCCUUGGGGCGGGGGUCUAUGUUUUGUCUGGAGAGGUGGCCAAGGAUCAGGCUGGCCCUUCUAUUGUGCUCUGUUUCUUCAUUGCGGCCGUCUCGUCUGUUUUGGCUGGCCUGUGCUACGCAGAAUUUGGCGCCCGGGUGCCCAAGGCUGGUUCUGCCUACCUCUACAGUUAUGUCACCGUUGGGGAAAUUUGGGCCUUCACCACAGGGUGGAACCUCAUUCUCUCCUACAUGAUAGGGACAGCAAGUGUGGCUCGGGCCUGGAGCUCCACCUUUGACCACAUCAUUGGGGGCCACAUCUCCACUUUCUUCCGGAAUCACACAGCUUUGCAUCUGGAGGACGUGCUGGCUGAGUAUCCCGACUUCUUCGCCCUCUUCUUGGUGCUGCUGCUCACAGGCCUCUUGUCGUUCGGUGUGAGCGAAUCUGCCCUGGUGAAUAAAAUCUUCACGGCCGUCAACUUGCUGGUCCUCAGCUUUGUCAUUGUUGCGGGUUUUGUGAAAGGAAAUGUCAAGAACUGGAACCUGUCCAAGGAAGAUUAUCAGAACCACUCACAAAAUGCCUUGGAGUCUGAACCCAAGGACUCCUUUGGCAAGGGGGGGUUUGUCCCCUUUGGCUUUGAGGGAGUCCUCUCGGGGGCUGCCACCUGUUUCUAUGCCUUUGUUGGAUUUGACUGCAUCGCCACCACAGGUGAGGAAGCACGGAACCCUCAACGUUCAAUCCCCAUCGGCAUCAUAGUCUCCCUCCUCAUCUGCUUUGUGGCCUAUUUUGGCGUUUCGGCUUCCUUGACCUUGAUGGUCCCCUAUUUCCUGGUGGAUAAAGAGAGCCCUCUGCCCGAUGCCUUCAAGUCAGUGGGCUGGGAGCCCGCCCGUUACGUGGUGGCCAUCGGCUCCCUCUGUGCCCUCUCUACCAGUUUGCUUGGCUCCAUGUUCCCCAUGCCGCGAGUGAUCUACGCUAUGGCUGAAGACGGACUGCUCUUCCGGUUCCUCUCCCGGAUUCACAGCCGGGCCAAGACUCCCUUGGUGGCCACUGUGGUCUCAGGCAUCAUUGCAGCCCUGAUGGCGUUUCUCUUUGAGCUGAAGGACCUGGUUAACCUGAUGUCUAUCGGCACGCUCCUGGCCUACUCUCUGGUGGCUAUUUGUGUGCUCAUCCUCAGAUACCAACCUGAGCUAUUGAGGUUCUCCAAAGACCUGGAAAUGCUUGAGAUAAAUGGAAGUGAAGAAGAAAAGAUGACCAUUAAUUCCACAGUUGAGGAUAGACAGAAUGCAUUGAAAGAGACGAUCACCUGCAGGAGUCUUUUCUCCCCCUCUGAGGACAUCCCAACCCAUGUCUCGGGGUGCAUCGUCUACAUCAGCAGCACUGUCAUCGCUGUCAUGAUCACUGCCCUGUGUGGUAUCCUGGCCCAUCAGAGGCGAGCCCUCCUGGAGGGCAGCAUUGGCUGGAUCAUUGCCUGUGUCAUUCUCCUGGGCAUUUUGCUCGCUGGCACUGUCAUCAUCUGGAGGCAGCCAGAAAGCAAGACACGCCUCACUUUCAAAGUGCCUGGCCUGCCGUUGCUCCCCCUCUUCAGCAUCCUGGUGAACAUCUAUCUCAUGAUGCAGCUCGAUGCAGGAACCUGGGCCCGCUUUGCUGUCUGGAUGGCUAUCGGCUUUGCCAUCUAUUUUGGUUAUGGGCUCCAGCAUAGCGAAGAAGGGCAGGGGGCCCAGCAGGCCCAGUCAGCCACCGACAAGGCCCUGUGCUCAGCCAACUGAGCCGAGCCAAGAAAUCGCGAUCUGAGAGAAGCUGCUUCUUCUGUCCUUCUUCCGCUGCCGUGGACGCCCCUCAGUUCUUGUCUGCCUCCUGCCCCCCCUUCAAGAAGGAAGCCGUGGCACGUGGGACCUUCACUGGUACAUUGGACUCCACCUGUGGCAGCAGCUUCAUUUUGCAGAGGAGGUGAAUAAAGCAAGCUGGGACAAAAUUUAGAGGGCAGCCAUUUCUCCUAGGUGGGAUCGGGUGGGGAGAGUGACCUUCAGACGAGAAGCUGCCACAUAUGGUUUAUUUAUUUACCCGGCUUUGCUGGCUAGAUUGCCUUCCUCAUAUGUAGAUGUAUGUAAAAGUGUCAAAUGUGAAGAGUCCCCAAAUGUUCUCCAGGACAAUAAGUCUAGUUUUAACUAUUGCUUGUAUGACAUUUUUUUUUCAAAGAUGUUACAUUUUUUUUAAUAUGAGUACAACUCCAUGUUCUUAGUUGUUGUUGUUUUUAAGUUGGACUCAUCUGACCCACCGUCAGUUUACUUUCUUUGUAGGCUUAUCUCAGACGCCCUUGCCAUGGUUCUCCAGCAGAAGAAGUCUGGCGGCCUCUGUAAAUUUAGAGAGUUGUAGCAGUGCAGUAUUAGGCUGGAGCAUAACUGCUUAAAUAAUCACUGGGGUUCUGCUGUUCUUCUUGCCAACCAUUAUCAAAUAGGUUCCUUGGGUUUCUCAAAUAAAAUCAAACGGAUUAUUAGUGCCAACGGUAUAUAAAACCGGCUUACCCAAUAUGCUCGCAUAUACGGAUUCGACAUCCUGUGCACAUUCAGCCCAUGAUAGUUUAUUCAUGAGAGCAGGCUGUAGUGCCUUGAAUGAAUCGGCCCAAUAGGCGGGGCUGAAGUGGGGUGAGAGGGCCAAGGGCUGAUUAAAGUCAUAGUAAAAUAAGUCAGUGAGCUAUCAUGAAACUCAGUCUGGAGAUAAUCACCACAACACCAGCAUUAUGGGCUCCCCCAUGCUGAGAGGUGAUGAUGCAAGAGGAGUGGAGGGAGGCUGGGCAGUGAGCUGCCAACAGGACAGCACUUGGCACCAGAACCACCACCACCUACUGGGCCAGAGAUCGGGGCUAAAAAUGGAGGCCAAGCAAGCGAGUAAUAGCCUGCUGUGUCAGGUUGCUUAGAAUGAAGCCACCAGCGGACCACAGCUGGCAGCGCUCAAAGCGAAGUCACUGCCAGACUCCAUCUGUUGCAAAGAUGGCAAAGCCAAUAAACCGUCACUGGUUCCAGAACAGGGUGGAGAUUUUUUCCUCAUAAAAGAAGCCAAAUAUACUGUCCAGCUAGUGGUUUCCUGUUUGGGCGCAACCUGAAACUGGCAAGGAAAUUAGUCUCUAACUUGGAAGGCACCAGGUUGGCAAAGACAGGAUUGGGGUAACUUGUUUUCUCCAGCUGUUAAGGGAAAAGCUGGGUGCUUUCUAUCAUGAUGCAGAUUAUUUACCUUUGACUGGAAAAAUAAUCCUGAGAAUUCAACAGAAAGCUGGAUAGUGACGUUUGUUGUAUGUACGCAAAUACACUCCACUGACAUCAGAAGACCAGGCUUUCUAACAACUGCACCAGGGCCAAGUGCUAUAAUGUCAAAGCCCUUGCAAACUUCACGCAGCUCUGUUCCAAGUCUUAUGAUUAAUUUCCCCAACAUUUCCAAAAGCAAAUUGUGAACGUGCAGAGCCAACAGUGAAUUUGUUGUAUUUUGGAAAUUAGCUUUAGGAAAUUUAACGUUUCCUCUUUCUGAAGGAGAUUUGGGUCAAUCUCAGUUUAGGGUUAGUAAUUCAAUAGCAGAAUCUACAUGGGCAGAAAGUCCCACUGUGUCUGGAACCCACCCUGAGAUAAAAGGGCCAGUUCAGCAAAGGCUCUAACCUUACAUUAUUCUGCAGCCUUGCUCAGAGCAAGAGGGGAGAUUUCCAGUUGUUUUAACAGAACUUUGUUGUCUUGUUUGAACAUCUACAUGUGCACAAAAGUUCUUCAACAUGAAUAUAAUACGCAGCAUCUUAAUGCAUUUGUUGGACCAAAUAAAAUGUUGUGCUAUUA